Molecule: messenger RNA, 9806 nt
Organism: Betta splendens (Siamese fighting fish)
Lineage: Eukaryota; Metazoa; Chordata; Actinopteri; Anabantiformes; Osphronemidae
Gene: prkcz
Product: protein kinase C, zeta
Exons: 15
Coding region: 5286-6785 (499 amino acids)
Biological process (GO): protein phosphorylation
Molecular function (GO): protein serine/threonine kinase activity; ATP binding; protein binding
Source: RefSeq, a predicted model, not a curated record
AACACAUUCCUCAAUAUUUUAGCAAAUAUUAACAGAGCCAGUCUGGGUUUCUCGCACCCACAGCGUCAGGAUGUGGCAGUUGAGAGAAAAUAGUCACAGUCAUAGCCACGAAUGUGUGAGUCUCAUUUAGUUUGUCUUCUUGAUUACAAACUACACUGUCCCUGCCUUGGCACAUGCCUGUAAAGUGGGCCGGACACGUGCUUCCCUUCUGAUUAAAAAGCCUUAGCCCGACCUUUUCACUCCUACACUCUUAGACUUUGUCCUGUUAAAAAACAGUAAAGUACAGGCAGAACAGUUGCCAUUAUUUAACUGUAGAUUAACAGUGCUUUUAUGUAGCUGAAAUUUACAGUUUAGUUCUGUUUUUGGAAAUACAGCAUAGAGAUUGACACUACUUUUUACCAAAUCAUUGCUAGCAAACAUGCGCAAGUACAGGUGCACAUAGCAAAGGUUCAAGACAGUGUAAAUUUAAACUUACCAUGAAAUUUACAGGGUGACAAUAAGAAGUCCAGUGCCAGUUUAUAAUGUCACAAAUUCCUCUAAAGAGAGAGAAAAAUUACUACCAUUCCUCCCAUAAGUGCUUUUAUCUUUGAAUUUGAAGACAUCCCUGCCUAAACCUUACAUCAUUUAGCAAUUGUAAAGAUCUACACUCGUCGUGUUCAUGUUAAGCUUGUUUGUAAAUGUGUUGCACUUUACUAAUUCCAACAAGCAAAAAAAGCCACUUAAAUUGACGGAUGAAGAUGAGGGAAAAUUCAAAGUGGAUGAUUUUCUCAAUCAUGUGGGCUUACUAGUUGCUUGCAUCUCCACGAUGCAUUGCAAACAUAUUGUAAAGUACUGUUUUCUCUCUUUAAAGUAUUAAUACUGUAGAAAACUGGUAAAUGACAUUUCACGAAAAUGAUUUUAUAUGUGAAUUGCAGCAAAGUCUAUGAGUGUAUCCUGUCUCUACCUGCUCAUGUAGUUUUCUCAUCUUCUGCCGUGGGAAGUGUCUCUGGGGAAAAGCAGCUCCGAGAGGCACCUGAGUCCACAUUGAUUUCCGUUCGUUGUGAAGUUGACAUGUAAAUAGGAGCAGGAAAAACAUGGCGUUUCAACUUGAUCUUUGACUUGGAGUCUGGCAAAUGAAGUAACAGAGUUAAGAGCUACGGCAGGUUCACAGAACCUGGGGAGAGGUUAAAGUGCUGGUCAGCAGCUCCCAGUGUCGGAUGGAUGAAUGCACCAGUCAUCAUUAAAGGGCUCAGAUAAUGUGCUGGCGUCACUGGAUCAAGCUGAAGAAAUGCAUGAUGGUUCCCCUCAGCAGGCGACAAUGAGUAAAGUAUUAAAGCUGUUAAUAAAAUCUUAAAUUCUCGAAGGUCCUAUUCAGGCUCAGUAAUUUUCAGUAAAUAAGCAUCUCCACCAGGAGAAACUGAAGAAUGUUGUGUUUUCAUACCACUGGUUGAUCACAAAGCCUGUAUAUUUUAUCUCCAGCGGCUUUAAAGCUGUGGUGCAGCUUCAGUAGCUUUGACGACUUUCUAAACCCAACAGAUGGAGAGGUUUGCAGAGGAAUCAGCCAGGAAACCUCUCGGUAAAUCGCCUGAGUUGAGCUGAGAGCGUAGAUCAGCAUCUUCUGGUCCGUGUGUAACUGCGUGAGCUUCUCAAAUACAUUUUCUGGCAGCUGUGCAGUGAAAAUACUAAAUAGCUCCCAGAAGCUACAUUAGACAGCUGCUGAAGUAAAAGACCUGGUUCUGGUCGUUUCUCCCGGGCCAAUCAUCCUGUUAUUGCCUUUUUAAAGGUCCAAAAAAAUGACUUUAUCUGCUUCGGAUGUUUUUGGGGGGACGCAUGAUCCUACCACAGCAUACGCAGGCCUCAGCCUGUAGCUGCUAUCGCACCUCGGCUAAUGAGUCGCUCCCUCGGCCCAGCGGCAGAACGAGCCCCCGUUCAUGUUAGCGUGAUUGAUUUUUCCCUAAGAAAAGCUUAGUUUGUGAUUAGGUUUUCAGUUCCCUGUGUGCGUGCGUUGGUGUAACGUAAACGCCCUGAUGUAGCGCAGAGGACUUCCUUUUGAGGCCAACUAACUAAACACUGAUACUGAGUCAAGCUCUAAAUGAACUCUCUUUAGUCCAGUCGGCGACUGGGACGGAGCGGUUUCACACAGUAGAUUAGAAUGUGACUCAAACAGCUCCUGUAACAUCAACAAAGUCAACAAAGACGUGCUUUAAUUCCCAGACGCCUGUGUUUCCCUGACUGGGUUGAAAGUGAACCAGUAACAUAGCAGGUGUGUCGUCCUUGGAAUUUGGGUCAUACUGUAUCACCCAGAUGAAGAAGUGAAACCUGUCUGCUCCCUGUGAGUUUAAGGCAGAUCCCUUUCUUCCUGAUAAGCGAUAAGAAUUGGGGCAUUUUGCACAAAGACAAUCCCUCCGCUGCAGCGCUUUGUUGGAUCCGUGAGUCGCCCUUCUUUCAUAUCGUAAGCUCCUUUUUCUUCUGUGGUACAUCUGAUGGGGUCACCCAUGCAGCCGGAACCUCUCGGGGAGAAGCUUAUGAGCUUACAGCGCGUUGAACAGUUCAUGUAAAAUUUAAAGGGGAGUUUUUCGCUCUCAUAACGAGGAGAGUGACUCAGACGUGGAGGAUGACAGGAGCCGCGUUAUCCACCAGAAAUAGGUCUGACACCUGCAGGGAAGACGGCCUGCACCACGCGGACACGCUGGGACACGGGAACAUUUAUCCAGAUUUAACGUGUCUGUUAUGAAUUAAACAGUAAAUGUCAAAGUGGAAGGAGCAGCGGUUACACAGCGCUGCAGCUGCAAGUCCUGCUGUGACUAUUACGGACGACGUGUUAUUUGCAGUUGAGGCGCGCGCGCUAAUGGAUGAUUGGUAUCAUGAGCCCACUUGCCUGAGCUUUCAAGGAAAACACAGAUUAGUCAUGAUUUCCGAGCGAGCGUUUCUCGUCGCAGACGUCGGAGCAGCUGGUGCCGCUCGUCCGCGCGCAGAACGCUUCGUGAUCGGAUCGGCACAAACGCGCGGCGCGCACAACAAUGGUGCCGCUGACGCCGGCCUCUGAGGCUGCACGCUAAGCUCUUACAUUCAGCCGAGGCCUGCGAGCCGCUGCCCUACUUUCACAAGCCCCUGCCCUGGUGUUUUCUCCCUGCCGUCCUCUGCCCUCUUGCUUGUUUUACGGCCUGCAUCCAUCGCUGGGUCGUCACCAUCAUCAUCAUCAUCAUCAUCACCAUCAUCUUCUUCAUGCAUCCGUCUUUCAGCCAGCUUUCCUCUGCAUCGUGCAUCAUAUGAGUAGGUCACUUUGUUACUUUCGAUACUGGGAAGUCAGAGCAUUUUGCACCCAGCUCUGCAAAAAUUUUUCUUUUAUAUCAGGAUUAUACCAAACAUGAGCAUGUUGUUGUUUGUGUACAGUUUCACUCCAGUGAAGAUUGGCGGAGCAUGAAGACGCCAUUAGUGAUACAUCCCCUUUAUUACAUUUCAGCACGUAUGAGCUAUGUGAUACCCAGGAAAGGUGUGCGGUUACACUGAUCAGGUAUUCACACAGUAGAAGCUUCACGUGCCCUGUUGUCUGAUAUCUGUCUGUAUUCAGUGCCGUGAAUGUCCUGCUGGCAGCUGAUGUUCAUCAUUUAAUAUUUAUAACUGGAACAUCUUGUACAUUUUUCACAGCUUUGAAAUCUUUAUUGGUGCAUGUGCAUAAAAAAUGACAAGACGCGACAGAAACCCAAGGAUGAUUGAUAUAACACCUUGCUGUGGUGUGUUCACUGACCUACAUUACAAACAUGGAUUCCGGAGUGGGAGGGACCAUCACGUGCAGCAUGCAGGAGAUACAGUAAACCUCUGGUGUUUGCCUGACAGUUCAACCUCCAGCUCUGGUCACUGGUCCAUUGUCUAACACCAAAUUCAUGAGGAGCAAGUAAUUCCAACGUGCAUGUGAAGUAUGAGAAGUUUUAGUGCAAGCUGCAGGGGCUUGUUAGGGGGAAAUAUUGCACAGUAAUUGGAUACUGUAGGAACAAGCAACAGAGGAAAUGCCUUGUUCUGCUUAUUGAGCCAGUGGAGACGUUUCCCAAGCGCCCUCUGCCUCCGCAACCAUCCGGCCUGCUCUUCGCCAGCCGCUCCUGGCCAAACUGAUAAAGUAGAAGGUUCCCGUGAUAAAGUGGUGAGCCCGGUCCAGAGAAUAAAGCCUCCACCCUCACUGUGAAGGAAUGCAGAAAAUGCUUGCACAACCUCCCUAGUGUUGCAACUUCAGUCAAGUUAGACAUUAAUGUGUCCAAGUCUGAGUUCGGCUGAGAGACGAGGGAGAGCUCUAGGCGCGCCCGCCCUAAAAUAAUCAAAGUUUUUCUGAUGGAAUUUAUGGAGUUUAAUCUGUAAAGCACGAUUUUCACUGGAGGAAUGCUUGUAGUUUCACUUCAUCUGGCUGGGUGGAUUUACACAGUUUUAACUUUAACAUACCUUUGACUGAGUUUAGGCAAAGGGAAGGGGUGGUGUCACACAGUUUAAGGUCACAUUUAGGGGAAUAAAGAUGCAAUCCAAGAGGAUUUAGACCAGUUGUCACGGCAACAAUCUGCUGUAGCAGCCAGUGGCACAAACACAGGUUGUAACAAUUUCUCUCAGUGGGACUAAAUCAAACUAAACUUUACAUGAUUGACUUUGAAGAAUCACAUUCAAAUUUAGUGAUUUGCUUAUUAUGCAGAUCAGUAAAGACUGACAACUAAGACUUGUCUGAACAAUCCCAGCAAGGCAGCCACGGUUUGCAUCCAUGUGGUGCAGCAUGUCAAUAAUUGUGACUGAAGGGUGAUGCACAGAACUCUCGCAUCCAAACCCGAGGGAAGUCUAGCUGUUGUCCAGGACGUGCUCCAAAAGGCACUGCACAGCCACUAAAAAUAGUCCACCAGGUUUAAAUUUAGCUUUAAGUGUGCAGAGGUGCUGCUCUCGGAUUCAGAGCCACUUCUGCCAUCUUGUGGGCAGAAAUCUGCAAAUGCAGUGUGAAAUCAAUGAUCGGUCAUGUGGUUAAAAUCCCCGAGCAGGCAAGCGCACGAAGGCGUCCUUUAAGAGGAGGCUGGACGCUACAUCUGUGCUUGUUUGGCUUUGCUUGAUCGGAAAGAGGUGACGGUGAGGGUGAAGAGAAGCAGCCUGGAGGUGAGGGAAAGCAAAUAAGACAGGAAGCGGAGGAGGCGGGAACAGCAGCGCGACGCGUGCACAGUGAGCACAGGAGGAGGAGGAGGAGGAAGAGAGGAUGAGGACAGGAGCCGGGGAGGAGGUGCAGGACGCCAGCGUGAGACCCGGACCGUGAGGACGAGGGGAGACGUGACGCUUCAGCCGGAGGGAUGCUGCUCACGCUGCUUUUCUACCUGCGAGUCAAAGAAUCGAUCUACCGCCGCGGGGCCAGAAGAUGGAGGAAACUCUACCGAGUCAACGGACACCUCUUCCAGGCCAAGCGCUUUAACAGGAAAGCCUACUGUGGCCACUGUAGUGAAAGGAUAUGGGGCCUGGGCCGGCAGGGCUACAAGUGUAUCAACUGCAAACUGUUGGUCCAUAAGCGCUGUCACAGACUCAUCCCUCAGACCUGCCAAAGGCUUAUGGAUCCAGCCAUGCCGUCACAGGAGCCCCCCGCAGACGCCAAGGACGAGGAGGUGGACCUCCCACCAGACGACACGGAGGACACAGAUGGAAUAUCAUUUUUACCACACAACUGUACAGUGGACAAGACAGAGGAUGCAGAUACCGAGGACAUCAAGGCCGUAGUGGACGGCAUCGAUGGCAUCAAGCUGUCCCAGGGCCUGGCCCUCGGGCUGGGCGACUUCGAGCUGAUCCGAGUGAUCGGGCGUGGCAGCUACGCCAAGGUCCUGCUGGUCCGGCUGAAGAAGAACGAGCAGGCGUACGCCAUGAAGGUGGUGAAGAAGGAGCUGGUGCACGACGAUGAGGAUAUCGACUGGGUGCAGACAGAGAAGCAUGUGUUUGAGCAGGCGUCCACCAAUCCAUUCCUAGUCGGCCUCCACUCCUGCUUCCAGACAGAGAGUCGACUCUUUCUGGUGAUCGAGUACGUAAACGGCGGGGACCUGAUGUUUCAUAUGCAACGACAGCGGAAGCUCCCUGAAGAACACGCAAGGUUUUACGCCGCUGAAAUCUGUAUCGCUCUGAACUUCCUGCACGAAAAGGGCAUCAUCUACCGUGACCUGAAGCUGGACAACGUCCUCCUGGACCACGAGGGGCACAUCAAGCUCACAGACUACGGCAUGUGCAAGGAGGGGAUCAGACCGGGUGAUACCACCAGUACUUUCUGUGGAACACCCAACUACAUUGCACCUGAGAUCCUCCGAGGAGAGGACUACGGCUUCAGCGUGGACUGGUGGGCUCUGGGCGUGCUGAUGUUCGAGAUGAUGGCUGGGAGGUCCCCGUUUGACAUCAUCACUGACAAUCCUGACAUGAACACAGAGGAGUAUCUCUUUCAAGUUAUUCUUGAGAAGCCCAUUCGCAUCCCAAGGUCUCUGUCAGUGAAAGCUGCCAGCGUGCUCAAGGGCUUCCUAAACAAGGAUCCCAAGGAGCGACUGGGUUGCCAGGUCCAGACGGGGUUCACAGACAUCAAGUCGCACACAUUUUUCCGCAGUAUAGACUGGGACCAGCUGGAGAAGAAAGAGGUCACGCCGCCCUUCAAACCUCAGAUCUCUGACGACUACGGCCUCGAAAACUUUGACACACAGUUUACUAAUGAACCGGUGCAGCUAACGCCAGAUGAUGAGGACGUCAUCAAGAGAAUAGACCAGUCAGAGUUCGAGGGAUUUGAAUACAUCAACCCCCUGCUGCUAUCUACAGAAGAGUCUGUAUGAAGGAGAGACCAGCUUCCUUCUUCGCCCACCUACUGUCUGUCCAAGCUGCCGUCUUAGCCAAAAACCACUCGCAAGCCAACUUUGAAAGGCGAGGAGGGGGAAGAGGAAAGGACAACAGGGAGGACGAACUCUCUCUCUCUGGACCUGUCGACGAGGCAAAGCAAGCGGGGGAACGGGCCAGUCUGCCUCCUGGAUCACUGGGAUUGUUCUGUUGGUGGAACCAAACUCCAGUUCCUUGGUAUCUACAGAGAAAACGAAGACACUGAACUGGAAGAACAGUCCCUGUUCUUCCCUUCCUUCCCUUUUUGAUUUUCUUCAGUUGUAUUGCUUUCUCAGUCUCAGAAUGUCCGUUCUCCCGUCAGAGCACGACUGGUUUUUGUAAUUUGAACUGUUUCAUUCUGUGCCUGCCAUCGUGAACACAUUUCAACCCGUCGCUCAUCCCUGGAUGAUAUGACAGUCCUGAAGUUUUACAGGCCCCGUCUUUUGUUUUGUUUUGUUUAUUGGGGGGGACUCAAACAAAACAAGAAUGUACAAUGACAAAGGAAGAAAAAAAUAAGUUAUUGUGUACUAUAAUGUAGGUAAUGUUUAAAAAAUUGAUGCCUUUUUUAUUGAUGCAAGUGGCACAUUUUCAUCCUAAAUCACAAGUUUUUUAGUUGUUUUAAAUUCCACAAACAAUAGGGGGAAAGAAACGCUAACUGGGAGAUGACUUUUUAUUUAAGAAGUGCCUCAAAGAUCAAAUUAAUCACCGCAUCUCUGAUUGCACUUUUCUCACCCUUCACAGCUUCAGAUGGUAGAGACCAGCUGAAGGCACGGCUACACUCUGCCAGUGUUCAUCCGAACUUCAGAUUUUUAAUGCAUCAGUACUGAUAAUGUACAACCGGCCUACAGACUCCCGUGAGCGGCCUCUAAGCUGACAAGAGGUCACAGGCAAGGGUGAACGGCGAAAAGGGUUGGGCUCGAUGCGUUUAGUCGUGAAGUUUUCCUGAUGCCAAACUAUCAUUUUGUUCUCCAGCAGUUCGAGAGGAGUCAGUGUAGCGUAAAGAAGGCCACGGUACACGUAUAUCAGGAGCCGCUGACUGGCUGUGGUCUCCACAGUGUGCGCAGGCUUGCUGGCCGAGCUCGGACUCUUCCACACCAGCUGCCACUGCGUGACCAUCUGCAGCCGAAUGAAAAAUAUCACGUGACCCCGUUGGUCAGCCUGCCUUGUGGUAACGUGCCUCCGUUCCUAUUUUGGGCACAUUGUGUGAUUCCAUCUUUGCGUUGAGGCUGGUUUUACAUGGAGGCAACAGCAGCUUAGUACAAGUUUUACUUAAAGUUUUCCCUUUGUUCUUAAACAAAAAAAAACAAAACAAAAAAAAAAAAACAAGCCGGUAAUAAUCGUGUUUUGCUUUUGAAAAUCGGGCAAGAAAAAGGUCCUCAAGCAUUGAUCCAAAAAUGCUUAUGUCUUUGUACACGUCGGAGUAUUUGUCAGAUAUUUAAUGACAACCAAGAUGUAGCGUAAUGGCAAAGAACAGAUGGCCUGUUGUUAGCAGUGGCUCUAAAAAAAUGAUGGUUUAGCAUGAGGAACAUACAAACCUUUUCCCAUUAGGUUUCUAUGUUUCCCUAAAAGUGGAUUAAAUAAAUUACAGAUACAAUAUUCAGAUUAAUAUCAUUUUAUCGUCAUGUAAGUGGUAUUUUCUUCACUAAAAGCUGAAGUACAGGCUUUCUACAUAGUUCUCUAGCAACAUAGCCUACAGCUGAGGCAGUAACUUUGGCUAUUUGUUGUUACUUUUAGACAUUUUAAACCGUUUAAGGACCAUAAUAAUAUUGGCAGGUUAUUGGUAUUGAUAAUCAUCAGUGUCAACUGUAACUUUAAGGGACGCUCUCACCCAUACUGUACCGCACCUUGAUGUGGAGGUGAUCUCGAAGGCUACUUUAGAUUUAACAAGGGUUUUUUAACAAAAUCAACUGGAAGGAGCCAACCUUUAAACUAAGUUUCGAAUAAAAUGGGGUUCAUGUAUAUUCCUCCAUGUAAGGUUUUGGUACAUUUUUGCUGUUUGAAUAUGGAUAGGUUUAAAGCCAUUGGAGUAACUACAGGCCCCCCAAUCGAAAGUCCUUGAAUGUUCUGAAGUAGUCUGUAACCUCCAGCUGACAGCACAACAGUUGCCCAGUGUAAAGCCAGCUCAACACAUGGUGGUCAGCGGUUUGCAGGCUCAGCUCGCCAAGCUCUUAGCUCACUCCUGCACCAUGAUGAUUCACUAAAGGGUUUCCAAUUCAGAACUUUCGUUUCCACAGAUGUUGGUGUUCAAAACCAUUUCAAAAGGCCAUUAGUAUGUGUACACACUAAAACGAAAGCGGUUUGUAGUUCAGGCAAGUAGAAGUCAAUAUACUGCCACCUUUGUGUACAGCACACGACAUGUGUAACCAACGUAGGAGCUUAGUGCAACUACAAGGCUGGGACGAUAUCAAACACAUGCACAACUCAUCUGUGAAUAUGAAGUACAAGCACGGAUUAAAGUCGCCUGUGAGGAGCUCUGAGCCUCGGAUACAAGCUUUGUGUUGAUCUAUGGAUCUGUGCACUACCGAGGAAAGAAGAGCUCCCAAUUGGCUGGGAAUUAUUUGAUGAAAUCGAACCGAUGCUCAAUUCUUCACCACAUAAUAGGAUUAAUUAUAGUCAGGGUAUCAGUCAAAGGCAGGAAAGGAAAAGCGAUAAAACAGAAGCUCCACAAUCACUGAUCAGGCCACCAUCAUGAAAACACACACACUGCAUUUAUUAGUCAGUUCAGUUGACCGCCCGAGUCAAACUUUAGUGGCAUUCUUUUAUUACAGAGGGACCAAUGAAUGAACUGGGUGUCCUUGAAACCACAUCACAGAACAGCGAAGGCCAAUUAAAAAUAAAAUACAUGAAUUGAAUCUUGAAACUGGAUGAACUUAGCCUAUGAUUUUGUUCUAACAUUAUGCUGGUUGCAUAUGCUUAAUUUUGCUUCACAGCAUCUUUGUAAAUAUGUGUAAUUAUUAAAAGCGAUACUGGUUUUCCGUGAA